Molecule: messenger RNA, 1040 nt
Organism: Punica granatum (pomegranate)
Lineage: Eukaryota; Viridiplantae; Streptophyta; Magnoliopsida; Myrtales; Lythraceae
Source: RefSeq, a predicted model, not a curated record
CCACCAUUUUUAAGCCCCCUCGGAUCUCCGCUCUCCCAUCUCUCUCUCUCUCUCUCUCUCUCUCUCUCUGUUGCGUUGAGGAAGAAGAAGAGAAACCUCCAUCGGAUAAUCUUCUUCUUUCUCACACAGACACACACCCUCUUUCUCUUUUCACCUGCGCGACUGCGUUCGAAACCCAGUUUGGUCUUUGCCCUUUUCGAUUCGAUCUGCUCUUGCGGACCUGCUAGUGGUCUCUUCUGCCAUUCGAUCCGAAGACAGAGAAGAAGAAGAAGAAGACAGCAGACAUGGCCGCCGUUAAUGGGCAGACCGAGGAUAGGUACCAAGGCAACACUCCGGCGGUCGCUCCCUCCCCCAAACAGCCUCUCCCCGCCGCAAAGAGUGUUGACACCCAAUCUGUUCUCAAAAGGUUGCAAUCAGAGUUGAUGGCUUUAAUGAUGAGCGGUGAUCCCGGGAUAUCGGCAUUCCCCGAGGAAGACAAUAUAUUCUGCUGGAAAGGCACAAUUACUGGAAGCAAAGACACAGUCUUUGAAGGCACGGAGUACAAGCUCUCCCUUGCCUUUCCGAAUGAUUACCCGUUUAAGCCUCCUAAGGUGAAGUUUGAGACCGCUUGCUUCCACCCGAACGUGGAUGUUUACGGCAACAUAUGCUUGGACAUUCUUCAGGAUAAGUGGUCAUCCGCUUAUGAUGUCAGAACCAUAUUACUGUCUAUCCAGAGUCUGCUUGGAGAACCAAACACGAGCUCUCCUUUGAAUCCUCAGGCAGCACAGCUAUGGAGCAACCAGGAAGAGUAUAGGAAGAUGGUGGAGAAGCUGUACAAACCUCCAAGCGCUGCUUAAGAGUCCAGAGAACGGCAUGGACCAUCAAUGACUGAACUUCUACAGUCCCAUGGACUUUGAGCUGUUUUACUUUUAGGAUUCAUUUUCUUAUGCUUCUAUUAAAGGUUUUUGCCCUUCACUGGUGUGGUGGCUGAUGUAACAAAUCCAUUUGUUGUUGACAUUGGAGGAUACAUAAUGGAAUGAUAUGAGGAUUGUUUUCAUAUA